Capsicum annuum is the source of this 1743-nucleotide messenger RNA. RefSeq lists its product as uncharacterized. Gene Ontology annotation, biological process: defense response to other organism. The annotation marks the transcript as partial. The transcript has a single exon. Lineage: Eukaryota; Viridiplantae; Streptophyta; Magnoliopsida; Solanales; Solanaceae. The record is from RefSeq and is a predicted model, not a curated record.
UUGUGGAGCACACAUGUAAUUUGAGCUUAUCAGCUUUAUACAAGUUUAGCUCUUGCACGCGUAAGUUGGGGUGUAUCUCACGUGAAUUGCAUAUGUUGUCUAUGGGUUAAACUUUAUAAAGUUUAAAUGUCAAUUUGUGUACACCCAAAGUGAGAGGGCGUAGAUACUAGCUGAAGGCAAGUUAAAGGGCAAAGUUUAUGUAUUAUGCUAAAACUUUUUGUAAUAUGUGAGGAACAUUAUUUCUCUGAUUAUGUAUUAUGUAUAUAUGUUGAUGUGGAUACGUUUUUAGAGCUUGGUAAAUUUCUCUGAUUGCUGCUACCUUAUUCCCUAAAACUGUUCAUUUCUCUCUUUCUUCUUCGUCGACAAUGGCAACUGCAAUCCCCCAUGUUUCCUCUGAUAUAACCCACUCCACUGAAAUACAACGCGAUGAGGAAGAACAAGCAAAUUCCGCAUUCCAACAGCCUAAGAACGAGCCCGUACAUCUCCACCGAGCAAAUUCCUUACCCCAAAAGCCUAAGAACGAGCCCGUACAUCUCCACCGAGCAAAUUCCGCACCCCCACAGCCUAAGAACGAGCCCGUCCCUCGCAUUGGAAACGAAGAAAACAUAACUGACCUUGAAGUGAAAGCAAAGAAGCUGUAUAAAUUGAUGGACGAUGAUCUUCAAUUCAUCGAAGAGGCCUGCAAGAAUCUCGAAAGAUACAAGGCUGAGGUCGAGAGACAACAGAAGCGUGCGAAGGACAGCCUUAAAUCACAAGCCAUUUCCAAGGUCGAGAAGGUUGUUAUGAGGUUGAAAACGGAGAUCCCCUCAAAGGUGAAAGUUAGGUACUCGGUGCCAGCUGAUAGAGAUGAAAAGAAGAAAGAGAAUCUCCCCAACCACGAGAAGAACGAGCAUCUAGCUGGAGUUCAUUCUUUCUAUAAGAAGGAUCUGUUUAAGAACAAUGCGAUAUUCAAAGAAUUCGAGGAAACUUUCCAUCUCCUCGAUCUUCAACACAAACAAUGCCUGCUUUGUUUUGCUCUGUUCCCGCAGGAUGCAACAAUCAAGAAGCGGCUCCUGAUGUACUGGUGGAUCGGUGAGGGAUUCAUUCGAUCUGAUGAAAAUGCGGAGUCUGAUGCGGAGAAGGUCUUGAAGGAACUCACCUCGAAAAACAUCAUUCAGCCAGUUUACGACAAGUGUCCUUUUAAGAAAAAAGCUCAUAGCUACAAGCUGCAACCUUUGGCUCAUACUGCAGUAACCAUGCUAGCUGAGAGGGAAAAGUUCAUUGAUUUUGAUGAACAAGGCAACCCCGUGCGAGAGCAUUCUAGUUCUCUAAGAUCUUGUCUGGUUCCUCGGAAAGACAACAAGUUGGAGAAUGAGGCGGAGUCCUCCCAUGGCAAGAAUUAUAAUUCCAAUUCGCGAACAACCUCAACCUCGUCCUCAAGAUCAGGCAAGUCUAAACCCAUGGCUCAUGUGGUGUUCAAUUUGAAUGAUGCCUUUCUACAGCUUAAGCGCGAAUGGUUUACCGAGAUGAAGCAUGUGAACAUUCUUUACUUGGGAAGAUGGGAGAGCACAAGCGAGGAGCAUAUUGAGGUGGAGGAACCUAAAGAUUUAGAAGGCCUGGCUAACUUAAAGUACGUAAAAUUCCUGAGCUUGCAAGGAAUUUCAGGGAUAACAGGGAUCCCCGAGUCUAUUUCAAAGCUGUGGAACCUUAGUGUCCUAAAUCUCAGAGCUUGCCACAGUCUUGAGGUGAUCCCACAGGGCAUUG